AUGGCUAAACUUAUUUGUGCAUUUCUUUUCAUGCUUGUCACUUCUUUUGUGAUUCAAGAUGUCUAUGCCGGUGGGGAAGGAUCUCUUAAACCUGCAGAAUGUGCGCCUAAAUGUGAUUAUCGGUGCUCAAAAACUGCGUACAAGAAGGCAUGUUUAACCUAUUGCAACCUCUGUUGUGCAAAGUGUUUAUGUGUCCCAUCGGGAACAUAUGGUAACAAGGAAGAAUGUCCAUGCUAUAAUAACUGGAAAAAUAAGAAAGGAGGACCCAAGUGCCCCUAA
Medicago truncatula (barrel medic) is the source of this 279-nucleotide messenger RNA. RefSeq names its product peamaclein. NCBI's taxonomy places the organism in Eukaryota, Viridiplantae, Streptophyta, Magnoliopsida, Fabales, Fabaceae. The transcript has 3 exons. The record is from RefSeq and is a predicted model, not a curated record. Bases 1 to 279 code for a protein of 92 amino acids.